Molecule: messenger RNA, 4737 nt
Organism: Eriocheir sinensis (Chinese mitten crab)
Lineage: Eukaryota; Metazoa; Arthropoda; Malacostraca; Decapoda; Varunidae
Exons: 14
Coding region: 87-1991 (634 amino acids)
Cellular component (GO): nucleus
Molecular function (GO): protein binding
Source: RefSeq, a predicted model, not a curated record
CGUCAGCGUGUGCAAAGCCAGGGCCGUCAGUUUCCCGUGCACACACACACGCGAGGACGUACACACACACACACCCAGCACGGGAGAUGAGGGAGAGUGGGUUGAGCGGCGGCCUCCCAGGGCAUGAACGGGUGCGGGCGGGGCGGAGCGGCAGCCCGAGGGCAGUGAGGGCGGGGGAGGUGAUCCUGCGCUCCAAGGCCUUCGCCCAUGUCAUCGACGCGACCUACGUGUCCAUGUACUGUGACACCUGCAUCGUGUACCUCAAAGACUGCCUCCUUCACCCGUGCCAGGAGUGCCGCGUCGUGUGGUACUGCAGCAAGAAGUGCGAGGAGGAAGCCCAGGCGUGGCACCGCCUGGAGUGCCCCGCCCUUAAGAGGAGGCUGCACAACCUGCCGCCGGACUUCGUGAGGCUCCUGGCCAGAGUGAUCCUGAGGCUCAGGAAUGGCGGCGACAAGCAUGUGGAGAUGUUUACAGAGAGGGAAGGACGGCGCUUCAGGGACCUUAUGAGCCACUACCGGGACAUCAAGAGGACGGAGGAGAAGACCCAGGACGCCAAGUACCUGAGGGAGGAGCUGGGCAAGUUCAUCGGGGAAAGACUCCUGCCGAACAUGUGUGACUUCAUGGGGAUCUACGGCAGGAUCCUGGUGAACCGCUUCUCCCUGAUCGACAAGGUGAUGCUCAACAUAGGCUCCACCGUCUACCUCGCCGCCUCCAUCUUAGACCACGACUGUUCGCCUAACUGCUCCACCGCCUUCUCCGGCCGCACCGUCGAGAUCAGGAGCCUCUUCGACAUGCCCUCCCUCGAUUAUAAUAAGUGCCGCAUCGCCUACGUGGACCCCGUCUGCACCGUGACCGCGCGCCGUAAGGACAUCUACCGGAAGUGGUUCUUUUGGUGUGAGUGCAAGACGUGCAACAGCAAGGAGAGGAAGAAAUUCGAAAACUCGGGCAUUUGUGAGAACCGAGAGUGCCUAGGGUCGGUAAGCAUGCUGGACCCAGAGGAUGUGGCUACGAGCGGGAAGGCGAGGGAAGAGAAUAAGAAGAAGGUAACAAAAGAAACAUCAGUGGACCAAACGAACACACACACCAAGGCGAGGCUCCAGCAGAAGGCGCAGCAGCAGGAGGACGUGAUGAGGAAUAGGAAGGAGGACAAGAGAAAGAAGCAAGAAAGGAAGCCAUCAAUGGACCAAAAGAGUGGAAAUGGGACGAAGGACGCGACUUUGAAUCACAAGAGAGGGGAUGGGAUGAACAACGGCGAGGAGGAAGACGACAGCGACGACGAGGAUGAGGAGGACGAGGAGGAGGUGACGUAUGGGCGGUGUAGUGCGUGUGGGCGUGAGGUGAGUGCGGAGAGGACGAGGGCUUACUGGGACGCUGUGGCCUUCACGAGGGAGAAGCUGCGCAACAUGACCGAAGAGGACCCAGAAAUGGAGUCCUGCCUGGAGAUGCUGGAGCGGCAGGAGGGACUCUUAUUCUACCUGAACGCGUGGCGGGUCAGGACUCUCGACUUCGCCUUCAACGCCGCUAUGUUCAAUGGGGGGUGGAGCCUCGCCCUUAAGUACGCCGAGGAGAACGAGAACGGCAUGAGAUUCUACUACGGCGCCAAGCAUCCAGCCUACGGCAUCUUCCUUUACAAGCUCGGGAAGGGCAAGAUAUACUUCAAGGAGUUCCGCAAGGGAGUCAGUCUUCUGGAUGAGGCGGAGGCCAUACUCACCCCCGCCCUUGGGGACUCACACCCUCUCCUUGAAGACCUACGACUCGUUAACCUGACCGCCAACGAGGACAUAGAAAUCUGCCUCGAGAGACGUAUCGCAGCGGCCAUGAAGCGGGAGGAGAAGCUGAAGAAGAAGCAGGAAGAGAAGCAGGAGCAGAACGUAUUACCUCUAGGGGAUAACUUCGCCCCUCACAAGACCUUCCCGUGGUUCAGCUGCGAGAAAGACAGGAUAACGAAGCCUCUCACGCCCCUCUGUCAGAGCACUAUGGAGAGAGGUUAGGAAAGGAGUCGGAUGGUUCAGGAUGAUUAGGGAAAGUUAGGAUAGGACUGGGCAAGUUGUAUGACGAUGAGAGAAGGUAGGGAAUGGACUGGGAAAGAAAGGGCCGUAGGGGCUAUGUUCAAAGAUGUGGAAGGCUGUGAAAAGAUUGGAAAAUGUGGAGCGAAUGGGUUUUAAAGAUAGGGUAAGUGUGCAAAUAAAAGAAUAGACAAUGAAACUGAAGGGAGAGAAAGUAAAGGCAAAGAAAACUAAGAAUAUAUCAAAAGAAAGUGGGGAAAAAGUUGAAGAAGACAUGGAUAAAGCGAAUAAGGUAGAGACAUACGUGGUGGAAAAGACUAAAUUACGUGUGAAAGGUAUAGAAAAGGCAGAGAAAGUGAAGGAAGCAGUAAGAGAGAAAAGGUUGGGAAAAAUAUAAGGGAAGGAGAAAGAGGGAAAGUAAAAUGAAAAUACUCCCCCAAUAUAACUACAGCGAAUACUGAGGUAGAGACGUGAGAUGGAAAAGACUAAGAUAUGUGUGAUAGGUGUAGAAGCGACAAUGAAAGUGAAGGCAAAGGUGAGAGAGAAAAGGUUGGGAAAAACAUUAAGGAGGACAAGAGGAAAAUGACAUGAAAAUAUAGCGAAGGAAAAGAGGAAAAUGAAGUGAAAAUGUAAGAAUGGAAAAGAGGAAAGAGAAAUGAAAAUGAGGGAGGAAAAGAGGAAAAUGAAGUGAAAAUGAAAGAAAGGAAAAGAGGAAAGAGAAAUGAAAAUGAGGGAGGAAAAGAGAAAUGAAAAUGAGGGAGGAAAAGAGGAAAAGAGAUAUGAAAAUGAGUGAGGAAAAGAGGAAAAGUGAAAUGAAAAUGUAAGAAAGGAAAAGAGGAAAGUGAAAUGUAAAUGAGGGAGGAAAAGAGGAAAAUGAAAUGAAAAUAUAAGGGAGGAAAAGAGGAAAAUUAAAUGAAAAUGUAAGAAAGAAAAAGAGGAAAGAGAAAUGAAAAUAUGAGAGAGGAAAGGAGAAAGGAGGAAAGAGAAAUGAAAAUAUGAAGGAGGAAAAGAGGAAAGAAAAAAUGAAAAUAUAAGGGAAGAAAAAAGGAAAAGGGAAAUGAAAGUAUUCCUCUUCCUAUGUGACCGUCGCUUCCUGCCAUCAAAUAAUGUAAGGUCGUGAUAAGUAUUGGCAAAGCUCUCUAUAUUUUUACCGAUGUCAUCCCUUCGAGGCCAUCAUUACCGCACCGCCUCUCCCUCCCUCCCUCUCCCUCAUCCUCUACCUGUCCAUCACAUUAACAUUAUUUUUCUACUGUCAUUCGUCACUCACUCACUUUCACUCACUCACUCGUCUCUGGAGGGAAAGAGAUUGAUUCCGUCUGUCAUUCUCACGACUUGGAAAUGCAACGAUGAUGAUAACAAUGAUGAUAAUGAUGAUAAUAGUAAUAAUGAUAGUAACAAUAUAUCACUUAAUUUAACACGGAGAAAGGCAUAUACGCGCGCUUGUUCCAGUGACCGACUUUUUAAAAUACAUGAAACCCACGAAGCUAAAAGAAAAAUAAUGAAAAAAAAUAAACUUGAAAAAAAUGAAUGGGAAAAAUAUAAGCAAGUUGUAAUUGAAUAACUUUCUCGCCUCCACUGCAGCUUUGUUUUUUUGUUUUUUACUUAUAAGAAUAUCACGUGUGGUCGAGAAUAUUUGAGCAAUUUCAAUAUAUACACGUUUUACUUUUUCUCUAGUUUAUUGUAUGUGUAUGACUCAUGUAUUUCUAUUAAUAUUUAUUUCUCUAGGUAUUUUUCUCUUGUCCAUAUCCAUGACAACUAUAUUAUUUAUUUUCUGGGUAUCGCUCUAGUUAUCUCUCUGUUUUCAAUUUAUAUAUUUUAGUUAGGUAUUAUUAUUUUGUUUUAGUAUCUCUUUUUCUCUUUCCAAUAAUCAUAACUCGGCUACAUUAUUCUUUAUUUCUUUGGGCAUCAUUCAAGGCAUCUUUCUAUUUUCACUUUAUUUAUCUUUGUUUGGUAUUAUAUUAUUGUGCUUCUCUAGGUAUUUCAUUAUCUAGGUAUUCGUUUUUAUCUUUUCCAUAUAUAUAACUCUGCUGUAUAUCUUUAUUUCUCUAGGUACUGUUUUUUCUCUUCCAUAUAUAUAACUCUGCUGUAUAUCUUUAUUUCUCUAGGUACUGUUUUUUCUCUUCCAUAUAUAUAACUCUGCUGUAUAUCUUUAUUUCUCUAGGUACUGUUUUUUCUCUUCCAUAUAUAUAACUCUGCUGUAUAUCUUUAUUUCUCUAGGUACUGUUUUUUCUCUUCCAUAUAUAUAACUCUACUGUAUAUCUUUAUUUCUCUAGGUACUGUUUUUUCUCUUCCAUAUAUAUAACUCUACUGUAUAUCUUUAUUUCUCUAGGUACUGUUUUUCUCUUCCAUAUAUAUAACUCUACUGUAUAUCUUUAUUUCUCUAGGUACUGUUUUUCUAUUCCAUAUAUAUAACUCUACUGUAUAUCUUUAUUUCUCUAGGUACUGUUUUUCUCUUCCAUAUAUAUAACUCUGCUGUAUAUCUUUAUUUCUCUAGGUACUGUUUUUCUCUUCCAUAUAUAUAACUCUGCUGUAUAUCUUUAUUUCUCUAGGUACUGUUUUUCUCUUCUAUAUAUAUAACUCUGCUGUAUAUCUUUACUUCUCUAGGUACUUUUUUUCCUCUUCCAUGUACAUACCUCUGCUGUGUACUAUUACUGUUGUCAUUUCCGUGUGUGGGUUGAUAGUAGGCACUGCGCUGUACCUUCAUUUAUUAAAAAGUUUUGCCUAUAAAUUG